AUGGAAAAUCUGGUGGCAAUUAAGCCACGGGAGGACAAGGAGCUGGACCACCGCCAUCUCCGCCACCAUGGUUGUCGUCGUCUUUCUAAUGGAAUUAGAACGGUUGAGGAUCUUCCUCCUCCUAGAGGAGGAGUUAGAGCAAUAAUCCCUCGUCUGAAUCGACCCACCUGGAAGCAUCUUAGUAGCAACGUGAUCAAGAGGAGGCAAUGUGGAGUGGCGGAGAUCUCAUGGCGAAACAAGCAAUCCCCGGAAACCGAACACGAACCCGAAGAUCCCUCCCUCGCCGGCAGGGUUUCCGCCGCAAAAGCCAGAGCAUACCAACUUUCUGACAUCAUCGACGCCACUGACGGAUUCAACCCACUCCGAAUCAUCGGCCAGGGAAGCUCCAAGACCGUCUACACUGCCGUCUUCCCCGACGACGAAGAUCACCUCUUCACCGUCUGUCUUCAGCCAGGGGAAUCGAGUACUUACACAAUCAGAUGGCGCCGAGAACGAUCCACGACUGCGUGA
Messenger RNA from Linum tenue, 510 nucleotides. NCBI's taxonomy places the organism in Eukaryota, Viridiplantae, Streptophyta, Magnoliopsida, Malpighiales, Linaceae. The record is from the annotation of a GenBank genome assembly.